This is a messenger RNA of Encephalitozoon cuniculi GB-M1, 1131 nucleotides long. RefSeq lists its product as uncharacterized. Gene Ontology annotation, cellular component: centriole; centrosome. The transcript has a single exon. The record is from RefSeq and is marked provisional. Gene Ontology annotation, biological process: centriole replication. Bases 1 to 1131 code for a protein of 376 amino acids. NCBI's taxonomy places the organism in Eukaryota, Fungi, Microsporidia, Unikaryonidae.
AUGAGGGAAUCGAUUUUCACAGGGAAGAUUCCUAUAUCCUGUCCAAGCGAAGAUAUUCCAUGGCAAAUGAAGUGCGAUAUCGUGCGGUCUGAUGACAAGAUCGAGAUCAGGCUCAUAGACACAAGGGACAUUUUUACAUUCUACUUCAGCACCAUGUCUCCAAGCGACUUCUAUGUGAUGAAAAGGGAGCAAGACAUUAUUGUUGACUAUGAGAGGUUUAUAUCGGUUCUGGUGAAGAUGUUCCACAGCCUGCAGGGCGGGAAGCUAAGAGGACUAUUUUCAAAGGAAACAAACAAGUUUCUGUUUGUUGAGAAGGACGAAUUCAGAAACAUAGUCAGGCUGGAGCUGAAGUUCUCGAAGCCGGACGAGACACAUUACAAGAUGUACCUGGGGGAUAUGAUAAGCAGGAUGGAGUCUGAAAAUGUGAAGCUCAUUAAGGAAAACGGGAUGCUGCGGGAUAAGUGCAGGAGUGGGGAAAAGGAGCUAAGGGACAGGAUCAGGUACUUAGAGGAAGAGACAAUGGUGGCACAGAAGAAGAUAGAUAAGCUGUACAAAGAGAACGAGGUCCUGAAUGAGAAGGGAGAUACCUGGAGGGCAGAGGUUGACAAGCUGAGCAGUAAGGCCUAUGACUUGGAGAAGGAGAACGGUAGGCUGCAAUAUGAACUAGACAAGCUCAGGUUGCAGGAUGUAAAGAACUCUGGUCUGAUUGAGAGGGCUCAGAAGAUAGAGGAUGAAAGCAAGACUCUCCGAGAGGAGGUAAACACGGCAAAUGAAAUAAUAAGGAAAUACAGCGAGGAGAUAGCACAGAUGAAGAGUGCGAUGGAUGGAAAUGAAGAAGCAUCAAAAGAUCUUCGGGUGAGCAACAAAAAGUACAAGUCCGAGAUCGAGGAUCUCAAGAAGAAGGUGAAGGGAAUGGAAGAGAAGACGAAGAGGAUGAAGGAAGACCUGAGGGCGAAGGAGGCCAGGAUAAAGGAGCUUGAGGCCGAAAACAUAGGGCUUGUGAAGAAGCUUGAAAAUGCUCAAAAUGUUUACAGCCAUUUCUAUAGCAAAAACAUCGAAAACGCCACGUCGAUGAACUACUCCGACAAUGAGAGCAUUUUCUCCAUAGCCCCUGAGUCCUCACCCCAUUGA